AUAACAGCAUCGAUCCUUCAACAUUUGCCGCAGCACCAGCUCCCCGCGUCUUCCUGCUCUAGCCUACAAAUAGAUACGAUGCAUCGUCAUGCAAUCAAACUCAUUGAAUGAUUUAUGUGUUCUCUGUAUUUUAAUGAAGCUUUGGUAAAAAAUAGGCAAUGGUCGCUGAAUGGUCAUCGACGGCAUUUGGAAGCCGUCCCAUGAGAACCGUCGGCUUCGACUCCUCUUGCUGCUUCAGUCUCCGACGUCAGUCGCGUUACGUCACCACGUAUCCUGCAGAAGCAAACGAUAUCUCGACUGAUGGAGGCCUGCAGACGAGGAGGAACAUAAUGUUUUCUUCGGGGAUGUCAACUUGCCCGAAAGGUUCUGGGAUGGUCUGGCAAUCGUUCCAUGCACUGCCAAUGAAGUGACACGAUGUUUUCAGCCACCAACUCCACUUUAUGAGGAAGGGGCUCUGCGUAGCCAAGCGAGGGAAUAACGGAACACAGCACACAGCUGACGGUGGGACCCGAGCUCAGCGCCGAUGGUAAACAAACGCUCGCAUGUGUUGUCGGGACUGCUGCUGCAGAGACCUGGAGAAAAAGCCUCAGCUUCGGGGAAGUAGGAUGCGAAAUGGAGAACUGAAGGCAGGUGGACGCGAGAUGAAAAACAGCACACCAAUGCUCACAAUUCAUCCGCUUGAGAAAGGAAGGAUCGCUGGUCAGAAGCAUUUGAUCAUCAUCGGGGCGAUGUUUUACUGUAGUUUGAUGACGUUGCAUCAGUGUGUUGUUGUUUCGAGUGAGUGACGUUUCUAGGAUUGGUUUGUGUUUUUUUGAGACCCCGGUGCUUGUGUGGUCUUCGCUCAUCUUGUGAAGAUGUCCUUCGUGAUGGAGGAUAAUUUGGAGUCUGGGUGGGUGGCCGUUCGGCCCAAUGUGUUUGAGGAAAAGGAAAAACACAAAUUUGUUUUCAUCGUCGCGUGGAAUGAGGUGGAGGGUAAAUUCGCCAUCACAUGUCACAACAGGACGGCGCAGAGGAGAAGCUUCGGCAGGGACUCCUUCGUGGACCUCACGGGCCAGGAGGAGAAAACAAAAUGGCCCAAAAGUCCAGUUAAAGAUAAAGCUGCCAGAAGCCCUGGCAAAGGAGCGAUGGUACCCGCGGUUAAAAGCCUCCAAACUAAAUCUCCAUCAAAUUCGAGCCCGUGCAAAACCCCUCAUGCGAUCAAAGCGGUUAUGUCCCCAAUUAGUCCGGACAGUGAUGUGUUGGAAGCGCUUAAAGAAGACUCCCUCUCCCCCCUCGUUGAGCAUUUAGAUCUGGAAGUUUUUGACAGUUUGAGCAAAGAAGACUGUAGCUGGGCCGGCCUAUUUUCCUUCCAAGAUCUGCGUACCAUUCACAUACAGUUGUGCUCCGUGAACUCUGAUCUUGAGCCCUGCCUCCCCAUCUUCCCGGAGGAGCCAGCGGGGAUGUGGGCCGUUCUGUUUGGCACGUCUGAGGUCCCCGAGGUGGAGAUGGAUGAACUGUGUUACCGACUACACAUGUACCUGGGACAUGCCCUCGACACAUGCGGGUGGAAAAUAUUGUCCCAGGUCUUGUUUACGGAAAACGACGACCCAGACGAGUACUACGAGAGCUUGAGUGAACUGAGGCAAUCCGGCUACGAGGAAGCGGUUAACCGUACAAGAAAACACCUAAAUGAGCUACUGGAGCAACACAGGAGCAUGGAGUGUAUGGUGGAGCUGUUGGCCGUCUACGAAGAGGAGGACCAGGCCUACGGAAACCUUCUGGAGGGCUGUACACAGCUGUACCAGUACCUGCUCCAGCCCUUCAGGGACAUGAGGGAGCUGGCAAUGCUGCGCAGACAACAGAUCAAGAUUUCCAUGGAGAAUGAUUACCUUGGCCCACGGCGGGUCGAAGCUCUUAAAAAGGAGGAUUCCGAUUGGCAGAAAAAGGCUCAGGAGGCGGUACUUAACAUCCAGGAGUUCACAGUGAAAUACUUUGAGAUCACGGCCAGAGCUCAGAAGGGUGUCUAUGAGCGAAUGAGGACAGACCAGCGUAAGUUUGGGAAGGCCGCCUGGGCCGCGGCAGUGGAGCGCAUGGAGAGGGUCCGCUACUCGGUCGCCAAGGAGACGCUCCAGCUCCAGAGAGCCAGGGAGAUCUGUCUGGAGCAGAGGAAACACACGCUCAGGGAGGAGAUGCAGAGGCUGAGGAGCGGGGAGGACGCCCUGGCGCGCCUGGACCGCAUGGAGGGCCAGUACUACGGCCUGCAGCUGCGGCUCUACGACAUCCAGGCCGAGAUCCUCCAGUGUGAGGAGCUGCUGCUCACCGCCCAGCUGGACAGCGUCCGCAGACAGAUGACCGGUGGGGGUGUGUGGGUGUGCCCUCGCGUGGGUCUGAAUCUGGAGCGGCAGGACGAGGUGGUGUACUACGACACCUUUGAGUGUCCCGAGGCCAUCGGGGAGGUGGACCCGGCGGGCCGGGAGGAGCUGAGGAGGCUGCAGACCACCGCACGGCAGCUGGAGGCCCGGAGGGGCCGCAUCAGCACCAAGCGCUCCUACCUCAAGAACAAGAGGGAGAUCUGUGUUUCCAGCCACAGUGAGAAGCAGAGGAAACGCCAAGCCAGCCAGAAGGACUCACCAUCCAAACAGCUCUCUCAGACGGAUGAUGAGGAGGAGGACGAGGAGAGAAGAAGCAGCCGAGUCAGUCAGGAAAGACAGACCACCCUAGACAGACUACGCACUUUCAAACAGCGGCACCCCGGUCAGGUGAUCCUGAAGUCCAUCCGGCUGCGUGGCGCCGCCCACUCCCGCCGGAGAGAGCGAGGCGGGGCGAGGGAGAAGACGACGAAGGACCACCAGUGUCUCAGCACCAGCGUCCAGACGGACCCCACCCCGGGCGCCGCCCUCACCACCCAGCCCCACGCCUCCUCCUUCCCCUCCUCCUCCUCCUCAGCUCCCCCCCCUCCCCUGGACGUCCCCCGGCCCCUGGACCUCUCCUGCUCCCCCUGCUCCCUUCUGUCCUCCCCCACCUCCCCUGCUCCCCCUCCACCCCCACCCCCCCCCCCCCCACCGCCGCCUUUGCUCCAACCCAGGGACGAGCAGCCGACCCCCGGCCCGGGGGCCGGUGAGCAGGACCGGGCGGCGGGGGUCCCGGAGCGCUGCGCGUCCCCACUGGGGCCCUUCGUCCCCCGCUUCUUUGACAGCAGCCAGCUGGUGAGCGCCAGGCAGAGGCUGAGGAAGACCCCGGAGCUGGACCCCGACAGCAGGCCAGUGAGCUCCCCCAUGGACGAGGUGCUAGCGUCGCUCAAGAGGGGCUGCUUCCACCUGAGGCGGGCCGACCAGCGCGCCCUGCCCCCCCCCUCAGGACGGCGCGAUGGCGCCGACGACGACGCCAACAGCAUCCUGGCCCAGAUCCGCAAGGGGGUGAAGCUGCGGCGCGUGCCCCGCCGGGAGAGGCGGGCGGACGGGGAGCUGCCGCCGUCCACCGACCCGCUGACCCGGAGCAUCCACGAGGCGCUGCGCCGCAUCAAGGAGGCCUCGCCCGACUCCGAGUCCGACGACGACGACGACGGCGGGGGGUUCCCCUGCCCCGACUGGGAGAGCUAAGUCGGCCAGUGGCGGCGGGCGGCAGCCUUUAUUCCAAAAAAGAUGGCAGGCCCGGUAACGCUAAUGCUAACGGCGGCGCGGCACACCGCGACACACAGGGGCAGAGUACGGUUAUUAACCGGUUAUUAACGGUUAUUAAGGUACUUCCUUCUGGCAUACACACCCACGCACAAGCAGGGCAGACCAGAGCCAAGGGUCGUUUGUUGACAACUGUUGACCAGGACUUGAGUUCUACUGUCUUGCUUAUCAAGAUAAGACACACACACACACACACACACACACACACACACACACACAUGCACACACAUACACACACGUCGGGCUGCCCGGCCCGGGGUCUGUGGUUCACUACUGGCACAACCAUCGUGAGGGUGACGGAGGUUUGUGAUCCGUUCCACUAGUUUACUGUCACCUCUGAUUGAUGUAUUUAAUCAGAACCGUACUGUACCAUGAUAAUUCAGAGUUAACGUCAUUUCAGCUGCGCCCACAGAGAACUAGGCCGGCUGUUGCCCAUUCCACACUAACCUACUGACAGUGGCAGUAAUCGAUGUUAUUGUGAGUGGCGUGAUGUUGAAACACUUCCUUUUCUUUUCACUUUUACUUUCUCUAUAACGGCGAUGAGUACAUCGCCCGGGUAAAUAUUGAACGUUCAAGCUAAAGAUUAUAGCAAGGUACAGUCUGGCCAACGCAUGCUCUGGUCCCCUUCGAUCUCGUUAGCAUAUUACACAGAUACUGAAGAGGCUGUGUGGCGCAAACCCUUAUGAUUAUUACCAAUUACAACCUAUGCAUUGUUCAGCGUUCGCCAUCUGUUUCUGUCCUUUACAGACAAGUGGUGUUGAGAACCAUUCUGAGUUGUAUGCUGAUUAACUCAACUUUUAUUACCUACACCUGCUUUACAGUUGGCUUCAGCGAAAAAGAUCAGGUCCCACCGAGAUUUGAACUCGGAUCGCAGGAUUCAGAGUCCUGAGUGCUAACCAUUACACCAUGGAACCCUGAUGGUGUCACUGUCUGUCCUUUACACACCAGAGGUGUUCAGAACCAAUCAGAGUUAUAUGCUAAACAACUAAACUUUUAUUACCUACUCCUUGCUUUACACCAAAGUUCUCUCUAGCCAGGCUUAAGCGGAAAAGGUCAGGUCCCACCGAGACUUGAACUCGGAUCGCAGGAUUCAGAGUCCUGAGUGCUAACCAUUACACCAUGGAACCCCCAUGUCAACUCCCUGAAACAAACGCAGACUCAACGGGAGUAUUUAUAGCUGGCCCGGCUCCUGUUGCUGACCCUCUCUGAGCCCCUCGGCUGCUCUGUAUCCUGUCACCCAUGUCGUCACUGUAGUGCACGAGGGGAGACAGAGAGAGAAAGCCAUGACCCCCUGCUUGUAUAAUCUCACACCAGGUCAGACGUGGUCCUCCCCUCUCUCUAUAACUCACUCACGAGCACGCCAUCUGUGUACUGGGAACUGGCAAACGCUGAUGAGUGUGGGCAGACUUAGUUUGACUAUGGCCCCAACGUAUGAUGCAGUCAUUUAGAAGGACGGAGGUGGUGUGCCGGUAUGUGACGGUUGACAUGCUCAUCCCUGACGAGCCGCACACGUGUGUGGUGUGGGCGAUGGAGACAGAGGCUACAGAUCUACGGUGAUUCCCAUGCCUGCUUCAUCCCAUGCGCUCUCUUUCCCUCUCUCUCUCUCUCCUCUCCCUCCCGCCUCUGCGCAGUAGGAGUUGUGUUACUCAUAGUUCACGGGGUAAUGCUUACUCACAGACGCUUGUAGACCCCCCCUCUCACACACACACACACACACACACACACGCUCACACACACACACAUACACACAAGCACACACACGCACGCACACACACACGCAAACACACACACAAACACUUUCCAUCUUAACUCAUGAGUGAGUCGCACACUUUCAUGACACAUACCACAACCUGAGAUCCGUAUAAUAUUUGUAUUUUUUCUGUCAAUCUCUCGGUCAAGUGCAGUCGCUACGAGGAAAAGGAAGAACUACUAGACUGGCUUCACAAACCGUGCAUGGGCACUGAACGACAUUUACAAUGGAGUCUUAUAGAUCACGCAGACACUGGACACUGCGAACGACAAAGCGAUGAGGGGGACGUUAAGCAGAAAAAGGCUUCAUACCAUCAUGCACACAAUCUCUGCAUGUCCUGAGAUGAAAAUUGGUGUAUUAAUAUUACACAGUAUACACACCCACACAAACACAUACACACACAAACACACACAGACAGAAACUGAUGCACACAGACGCACGCAAUAGCUUGAUUAUGUUCUUUGGAUGGAAGAUAGUGAAGCAGACACUGUGGCAAAAAAUAACGCUGAGCUAUGGGCUGAAAAGCUUGUUUUGGUUGUGUUUCUCAUGUACGGGAGUUCUCCUUUAGCACUUGUAACACUCAGCACAAAGUCAAACAACAACUCCCUGAAGAUUAAGCACAGGAAGAAGAAACACACACUGUCAACUUAGUUGGCAUGAUCAUACACUAUUGGACUGACCGCCCAGCUACGUGCUCACUCUUUCUUUGUUACAUUUACCAGUUAACAUAAUUAACAACAUGAACGCCCUCCCCCCUAACUACUUAACCCAGUGUAGCAAUGCUUGUUUGCACUAAGACCUGAAACCUGAUUGUUCGUAUUCUGUUGGGUUUUUGUAUUUGUAUUCUUGCUUUGUUAUGUUUUGGCAUUCAAGCGCUUGACUUUGUAAUCUAUAUUUCCAAAUAUUUCCCUCCCAAAAGGUUUUGUGAUGCAUUUUCCUGCAAACCUUUCAUUUGCUGCAUUGACCCUGGAGUACAUGACCCUCGGCCCGAAUAAAUCAGUCCCAAGAAAAGUGCAAUGUAUCACGAAAAGAAAUGCUUAAAAAACAUAAAGGUUGAAUUAUUGAGCUUUAUUCCCUUAAAAUAGGGAGCCAUUGAGAAUUUGUUUUCAUUCCCGUUUGAUUACUGUUCACACAGUAAAGACACACUAUUUCAAGAGUACUAUUUUGCUUCUAUUCCUGUGUUCAUUUUCAUUUAUUCAAAUCCUUUUUUGAACUAUUACCUUGCGGUUUAAUAAAACAUUGUGAUCCAAA
Molecule: messenger RNA, 6657 nt
Organism: Gadus macrocephalus (Pacific cod)
Lineage: Eukaryota; Metazoa; Chordata; Actinopteri; Gadiformes; Gadidae
Product: junction-mediating and -regulatory protein-like
Biological process (GO): positive regulation of apoptotic process; Arp2/3 complex-mediated actin nucleation; 'de novo' actin filament nucleation
Cellular component (GO): cytoplasm; nucleus
Molecular function (GO): actin binding; Arp2/3 complex binding; transcription coactivator activity
Source: RefSeq, a predicted model, not a curated record